UUUCUCUGUUUAGCCCACCUUCAAAGCCUCAGUUCCGAUUUCGGUUUUGGGUCCCGGUAUCUCCCGUAAUUCCCUCUCUACUCUCUCUAUCUCUCCAGGAUGGUCAAUCAAUGUCGCCAAAAAUUAUAACAAACGCCAUUUCCAUUGCUCUUAGAGCUCUCACACACUCCACUUCGCCAGCCGCUGACACUAGCUCUUGGGUUCAUCGAUUAAUCCUUUGUAUGUGAAUACGGGUUUAAGAGUAUAGUGAAAAUGGUGACUAAUGGCGAAUUUUCUACAAUAUGAGUAGCUUGGUUGAGAGGCUUCGUGUAAGAUCAGAGCGAAAGCCAAUUUAUAACUUAGAUGAGUCAGAUGAUGAUGCUGAUUUUGCGUCGGGAAAACCUGGGAAAUCUCGGGGAAAAAUUGAAAGGAUAGUGAGGCCUGAUGCGAAAGAUGAGUGCUGCUGUCAAUCUUGUGGAGAAAGUGGGGAUCUUCUGAGCUGUGAAACUUGCACUUAUGCUUACCAUGUCAAGUGUCUACUUCCACCACUAAAAGCCACUCCUCCUAGCAACUGGAGAUGUCCUGAAUGUGUUAGCCCUUUGAAUGAUAUUGAUAAGAUAUUGGUCUGUGAAAUGCGUCCUACCGUAGCUGGUGAUAAUGAUGCCUCUAAGUUGGGCUCAAAGCAAAUUUUUGUGAAACAAUAUCUUGUGAAGUGGAAGGGAUUGUCUUAUCUGCACUGCACUUGGGUACCUGAGAAAGAGUUUUUAAAAGCAUUCAAGUCAAAUUCUCAUCUAAGGACUAAAUUCAACAACUUCCGUCGUCAAAUGGCAUCAAAUAAUAACCCUGAGGAUGAAUUUGUUGCCAUUCGGCCUGAGUGGACAACUGUUGACCGGAUUCUUGCUUGCAGGGGAGAUGGAGAUGAGAGAGAAUAUCUUGUGAAGUAUAAAGAACUUUCAUAUGACGAAAGCUAUUGGGAAUUUGAAUCAGAUAUAUCUGCAUUUCAGCCUGAAAUAGAAAGAUUUAACAGAAUUCAGUCUAGAUCUCGCAAACUGAGAAAGCAGAAGAGCAGCCUUCGAGAUGCUACCGAUUCCAAGAAGAAACCAAAAGAAUUUCAACCGUAUGAAAAUACUGAAUUUCUAACUGGAGGCACCUUGCAUCCAUAUCAGCUAGAAGGGUUGAACUUCUUACGUUUCUCAUGGUCCAAACACACUCAUGUGAUACUUGCUGAUGAGAUGGGCCUUGGGAAAACUAUACAGAGCAUUGCAUUUUUAGCAUCUCUUUUUGAAGAAAAUAUCUCACCACAUUUGGUAGUAGCUCCGCUUUCAACGUUGCGAAAUUGGGAGCGUGAAUUUGCAACAUGGGCACCUCAAAUGAAUGUUGUUAUGUAUGUUGGCUCUGCACAGGCUCGUGCUAUUAUCAGGGAAUAUGAAUUUUAUCAUCCCAAGAACCACAAGAAGAUAAAGAAAAAGAAAUCUGGUCAAGUUGUUGGUGAAAGCAAACAAGAUAGGAUAAAAUUUGAUGUGCUUUUAACUUCUUAUGAAAUGAUUAACUUGGACACAGCAUCAUUGAAACCAAUAAAGUGGGAGAGCAUGAUUGUUGAUGAAGGUCAUCGUCUCAAAAAUAAGGAUUCAAAAUUAUUUCUUUCACUGAAGCGGUAUUCUAGUAAUCAUCGUGUGCUUUUGACUGGAACUCCUCUUCAGAACAAUCUGGAUGAACUUUUCAUGCUCAUGCACUUCCUUGAUGCUGGGAAGUUUUCUAGUUUGGAGGAGUUCCAGGAGGAGUUUAAGGAUAUAAAUCAAGAAGAGAAAAUUUCAAGACUUCAUAAAAUGUUGGCUCCCCAUCUCCUUAGAAGGGUGAAGAAAGAUGUCAUGACAGAGCUACCUCCUAAAAAGGAACUCAUUCUACGUGUUGAACUAAGUAGCAAGCAGAAAGAAUAUUACAAGGCCAUUCUGACUCGUAACUAUCAAAUAUUAACCCGACGUGGUGGUCCACAGAUUUCGCUUAUCAAUGUGGUUAUGGAAUUGCGGAAGCUUUGCUGUCAUGCUUAUAUGUUAGAAGGAGUUGAACCAGUUAUUGCAGAUGCCAAUGAAUCUUACAAACAACUUGUGGAAUCUUCUGGGAAACUGCAACUGUUGGACAAAAUGAUGGUGAAGCUUAAAGAGCAGGGACAUAGAGUUCUUAUUUAUUCUCAGUUUCAGAAUAUGCUAGACUUGCUAGAAGAUUACUGUGCUCAUAAGAAAUGGCAGCAUGAACGGAUAGAUGGAAGGGUUGGUGGAGCUGAGAGACAAAUACGCAUAGAUCGAUUUAAUGCCAAAAAUUCUUCAAGAUUUUGUUUCCUGCUUUCUACUAGAGCUGGAGGAUUGGGAAUAAACCUUGCAACUGCUGAUACAGUUAUUAUAUAUGAUAGUGAUUGGAAUCCUCAUGCUGAUCUUCAAGCAAUGGCUAGAGCUCAUCGACUUGGCCAAACCAACAAGGUAAUGAUUUAUAGACUCAUUGCACGAGGAACUAUCGAGGAGCGGAUGAUGCAAUUGACUAAGAAGAAAAUGGUUUUAGAACAUCUUGUUGUUGGGAGGUUGAAGGCACAAAACAUUAAUCAGGAAGAGUUAGAUGACAUCAUCAGGUAUGGUUCAAAGGAGCUAUUUGCUGAUGAGAAUGAUGAAACAGGAAAAUCACGUCAAAUUCAUUAUGAUGAUGCUGCUAUAGACCGAUUACUUGACCGUGAACAAGUUGGAGAUGAAGAAGCUUCAUUAGAUGAUGAGGAAGAUGGAUUUUUGAAGGCCUUUAAGGUUGCAAACUUCGAGUAUAUUGAUAAAGUAGAGGCUGCAGCAGAGGUGGAAGCUCAAAAGGCGGCCGCAGAAGCAAGUUCUACGAUGAGUAAUUCUGAAAGAACAACUUACUGGGAAGAGUUGUUAAAAGACCGGUAUGAAGUGCAUAAAAUCGAGGAGUUUAAUGCCUUGGGCAAAGGAAAAAGAAGCCGUAAACAGAUGGUGUCUGUUGAAGAAGAUGAUCUUGCUGGUUUGGAAGAUGUAAGCACUGAUGGUGAGGAUGAUAACUAUGAAGCUGAUUUGACUGAUAGUGAAACAACUUCUUCUGGAACUCAGACUGGGAGAAAGCCUUACAGAAAGAAAUCCCGUGUGGAUAAUAUGGAACCAAUUCCUCUGAUGGAAGGUGAGGGAAGAUCAUUCAGGGUAUUGGGUUUCAAUCAAAAUCAGAGGGCUGCUUUUGUACAAAUUUUGAUGAGGUUUGGGGUAGGGGAGUAUGACUGGAAGGAGUUUACAUCUCGUAUGAAACAGAAGACACAUGAAGAAAUAAGAGAUUAUGGGGUUCUUUUCUUGUCUCACAUUACUGAAGAUAUAACUGACUCGCCAAACUUUGCAGAUGGUGUUCCUAAAGAAGGACUUAGAAUACAAGAUGUACUUGUUAGGAUAGCUGUCCUGCUUCUGAUCAGGGAUAAGGUGAAGUUUGCAUUGGAGAAGCCAGGCACUACACUUUUCACAGAUGAUAUUGUACUGCGAUAUCCGGGAUUGAAGAGUGGAAAAUUUUGGAAAGAAGAACAUGAUUUAUUGUUGCUUCGUGCAGUAUUGAAGCAUGGAUAUGGAAGAUGGCAAGCUAUUGUUGAUGACAAAGACUUGAGGAUUCAGGAGAUUAUUUUUCAAGAGUUGAAUCUUCCUUCUAUAAAUCUACCUGUCCAAGGACAAGCCAGUUCUCAAGCACAAAAUGGUGUUAACACAGUUACAGUGGAAGCUCCUAGUACCCAGGUGCAGGGAAAUGGAAAUGGUACUAACAAUGAUAUGGCAACUGAUGUUGCGCAGGGGAUGACAGAUGUUGCUAACCAACCACAGUUAUAUCAAGAUUCUCCUAUAAUUUAUCAUUUUAGAGAUAUGCAGAGACGACAGGUUGAGUUCAUUAAGAAGAGAGUGCUGCUUUUGGAGAAAGGGCUCAAUGCCGAGUACCAGAAAGAAUACUUUUCUGAUGAUCCAAAAUCAACUGAGGUUAAAGGUGAAGAGUCUGAAAGUGACAUAAACGCUGCAGAUAGAUCAAGUUUAAACCCCAUAGAAAUUGAUGCUCAAAUGAUUGAUCAGUUGCCUCAAAUGGAACCAAUUACAUCUGAAGAAAUUUCUGCAGCUGCUUGUGAUGAUGAUCCAGACAGAUUAGAAUUGCCACAACUGUAUAACAAGAUGUGUAAUGUUUUGGAGCAAAACAUUCAUGAAUCAAUUCAGACGUCCCUAACCAACCAAGCAGCCAAUCUUAAGUUGAGGCAGGACCUUCUUCCAUUGGAGACCAUUUGUGAACAGAUAAAUCAAAUUCUGUGUCCUCUGGAACAGAAGUCUGCUUCUGAAGUGCAUGCACUAGACUCAAAUAAAGCACAAGCUGAAUUAAAGGACAAUCUACCAGAAUCACAAUCACAUUCUGUCCAGCAGAAUAAUGAUAAUCCUCCUGCUUCAGAAGAUACUGAGAUGAAGGACAUAACGAGAGAGUCUGAGCUGAGAGAGUCUGAGCUGCAAAAAGAAGAUGGUGUAUUGAUAGACCAAGAGCUGGUUAAAGAGCGGAACAAAUCUCCAUAUGAUAUUCUGGCUGCUGCAGAUACAUGGACAUCUCCAAAGGAACCUGUACAUUCACCAGAAAUUACCAAGAAUGAAGUUGAAAUGCAAGAAGUUAAAAAUAAUGCUGGCUGUUCACCAGGGAUAGCUGAAAAUGAUGUGGGAGUGGGAGAAUCGAAGAAUGAUGCCGACACCAAAACUGGAGCUAACCGAAGUGAAAAUGAGAUUGUCGAUAAAUUGAAAUCAGGAGUCGUAAUUUUAGAUGAUUGAUAUCAUACAAAUGACAAUCUCAUUACAUCUUUCAUAAUUCCUUUGCUGUAACAUCUAGUUUACAAGCUUUAGGAAAAAGGGACUCUUAAUUUGCUGCAACUUUCAAUGUCUACAGGUGUCAUUUUACAAAAUGCACAAGCAUCUAUUUGAUGUUUGGAAAA
Molecule: messenger RNA, 4951 nt
Organism: Hevea brasiliensis (rubber tree)
Lineage: Eukaryota; Viridiplantae; Streptophyta; Magnoliopsida; Malpighiales; Euphorbiaceae
Product: CHD3-type chromatin-remodeling factor PICKLE
Exons: 31
Coding region: 282-4790 (1502 amino acids)
Biological process (GO): negative regulation of transcription by RNA polymerase II; chromatin remodeling
Cellular component (GO): nucleus; chromatin
Molecular function (GO): chromatin binding; DNA binding; histone binding
Source: RefSeq, a predicted model, not a curated record